ACGGUUACAAGGCAUCAAAGGAAAGAAAAACGACAGCGAUAAUCUUUUUAUCAUCAGAUUUUCGGAUCUAAUUCUGUUCCCUUGUGCCUCCGAAAGUCCAGAUCCGCGAACACGGAAGGGGCCACGUUCGACCAAAAGUCGUCACGUGUCGGCUUUCCGUUUGUCUGGUUUUGCCGUUUAUAAGUAUGCGAGCGAGUUUUGGUGUUAAGGUAUCGCUUGGUGUUAUCGGUGUGAGUGUGAUAUUUGCAGUGCUGAAAAUGUCGCAGUUGUUGGACAAAGCUAAAACUUACGUUGCGGACAAAGUGGCGAACAUGCCGAAGCCAGAGGCGACGGUGGCCGACGUCGAUUUCCAAAAGGUCAGCCGCGACAGCGUCCAGUACUUGGCCAAGGUUUCUGUCUCUAAUCCUUAUGCCACUCCCCUCCCUAUUUGUGAGAUCAAGUACUCCUUAAAAAGUGCAGACAGGGAGAUAGCAUCAGGGACGAUACCUGACCCAGGGUCGUUGAAGGCGAAGGACUCAACAAUGUUGGAUGUGCCAGUGAAGGUGCCACACACGGUGUUACUGAGCUUGGCAAGGGACAUUGGUGCAGAUUGGGACAUUGAUUAUCAGUUGGAUAUUUGGCUCAUCAUUGACCUUCCUGUCGUUGGCAACAUUACCAUUCCUCUUUCUCAGAAGGGAGAGAUCAAGCUCCCAACCAUCAGAGACAUGUUUGCCUAAUCGCUAUUACAACAAACAUCAUUUUCUAUUUACUUUUCUCUUUCACUACUUCUUCACUCUGCAUUUUCUUCUUUUCCUCAAUCCUCAUGCUAUUUCAAAUCACACAUAAUUCUCCCCUUUACAAGUAAUAUCAACAAUUCUACUCCAACCUUAGUAUUUUACCUUGUUUAGUAUUAUUUUGAUUAGAUGUUUUUAAAUAAAUUUUUAGACAAUGUGGUCGUAAGAGUAUUCUAAAUUUGUUGUAAGAAUUUCUCUUAUGUUUCUUGGAUGAAUUGAAACUUCUUUUAUA
Molecule: messenger RNA, 1005 nt
Organism: Vigna radiata var. radiata (mung bean)
Lineage: Eukaryota; Viridiplantae; Streptophyta; Magnoliopsida; Fabales; Fabaceae
Product: desiccation protectant protein Lea14 homolog
Exons: 2
Coding region: 186-716 (176 amino acids)
Biological process (GO): response to desiccation
Cellular component (GO): cytosol
Source: RefSeq, a predicted model, not a curated record